Molecule: messenger RNA, 2724 nt
Organism: Cylindrotheca closterium
Lineage: Eukaryota; Bacillariophyta; Bacillariophyceae; Bacillariales; Bacillariaceae
Source: the annotation of a GenBank genome assembly
AUGGUGGACCAUGAGCCAGAUGUGGAGAUAAGGAGACUACUUUCCAUUGAGUCCUCAGAAUUGUCCAUCGAGGAAUUACAAUCUAUCCACAGUAUCAGCAGUAUCAGCGAGGAAUCACUGGAAUUGCCACCACAGGCCGGAUCAGUUCGAGUACCGUCAAAUUCCAAAUAUGCGCCAUCGCAGCAACGAAUACCACCCACAUCUCGCUAUAUUAAUGCAGCAGACCAAGGGAAAGACAACAUGUCUCUAAAUUCAUCACGUUUUUCGCUAGGAUUGAAUGCAUCUGGGAGAUUGAAGGGGCGACAUGGGCAUGGUCAAAGAACUUUUCAUCAGAGUAGUGACGACGACAGCAGGUCUGAAUCGUCGGAAGAGCACAGCUCUACAAUGAGUCUAAAGUCAUCAAACCAAGAAGAUGACAGUUGCUCUGACCAUAUGGAAAUUGCUGCAUUGUUAGCAAAGGCAAAAGGUGGAAGCAUUCCAGUUUAUGGCAAGCAACAAGAAGUAAGCGGUAGCUUUAUUCAGUCCAAGGGGAUGUUGGAAUCUGGUGGUACCCUUCUCGACAAAUCGCCGUCAAAACCAAUGACACCAACAAAGAUAACCGUCUCUUCUCCAAAGAAGAGCAGUACAGCUGAUGCAGUAGAAACAGAGGAGACCUCUUCUCCAGAGAAGAGCAUUGGUGCCGAUGCAGUAGAAGCCGAGGAAACCAAAUGGCGUUGUGUCCCAUCCAUUCAAAGCAGGAAGUCUAUUGAGAAUAUACAGAAACCUGCUUCAAGCAAACAAGCUUCAGGGACACAGCUGGACGAAAGGGAGACUGACGCUGAUAGACAAUCACAGAGAGUCAGCCAGUCUUCCUUGGUACUACUACCAGUGCCACCGAGCCCAACGAGAACUUACAUUCAGAAAGAAGAGCGACCAUCUCCCUUGCUUACACCAGUGCCGCCGAGCCCACUGAGAAAUUCAUUUCAGAAAGAAGAGCGACUAUCUUCCUUAUUUUCACCAGUUUCAUCGAGAACUUACAUUCAGAAAGAAGAGCGACCAUCUCCCUUGCUUACAUCAGUGCCGCCGAGCCCACCGAGAAAUUCAUUUCAGAAAGAAGAGCGACUAUCUUCCUUAUUUUCACCAGUUCCAUCGAGAAAUUCAAUAAAGAAAGAAGAGCGACCAUCUCCCUUGGCUUCACCAGUGCCACCGAGUCCACCGAGAAAUUCAUCUCCCUUGGCUUCACCAGUACCAUCGAGCCCACCGAGAAAUUCAUCUCAGAAUGAAGAGCGACUAUUUGAAGGCAAACAAGAAGACCGCCAGUCUUGUGAAAGCUACAGAGAGAGUCGCAAAUCCAUUUCACAGGAACGAGAUCAUUGUCAAGACCGAGGGUUGUCAACAAGGGGGGAAAGGGCGCAAGACGCCAUUCAAAUCGAGGACGGAAACCAACAGUCUUGCGAAAGUCGUAGAAAGAGCAUCUCGCAUCAUACACAAGAAAGGGAACUUGUUCAAACUUCGGCAACAAUAAGGGAUGAAAAGGCGAAGACACGGCGAACCGACUUUCUAAAAAUACUAUUUUCUGGGAGCCAGAAGAGCAUUUCAGCAAAGGGCGAAAAACAAGAAGCGGCUCGUGCUAGUGAGGAAUGGAGAGACAACACAACCUUCAGAAGAGACUUUCAAUCACGGAAAACACUACAGACACCACGCGAGCGUUUCUCAUGGGAAGGGUAUCAGUCUUCACGGAUACGAAAUGAAUGGAAAGAUGAUUCCAGAAGACGUUCUUGGGCUUUCGAGAAGACAGAAAAGGGAUUCAAAUCCAAAAGGAAACCAGUGACACGGGCGCAGAGAUCAACGAGGGUGCAAGUAGAAGCCAAGGGUCGGCAUUCUAUCCCGAAUAUAAAUAUCUGUGUUCCACAAGUUGUGAAGAGAAGCAACGUAGUCACACCACUGCAGGAAGAAAAGAAACGAGAGGUUCCGCGGAAAGAAUAUAAGUCUCGAGAAUCCGAGCGGCAAGGAAACAACGACUCGACAUUGCGCAUACCAAAAGCUGAUUGUCGACCAAUCUCUGAGAAGUGGAACGAAAGUUUCCGAUACGGGAGGCAUUGUAAAGCUGGUUUUCGUACAACGUAUCACUCUCCGAAACUUGCAAGCCGAAUGGAGUCCAAUGAUGAAUACAAGAAAUUGUUUCAGAGGGGCUACAAAGUGGAAUCGCGACAAGACUCGUUUGACGGAGAGCGUAUGCUUCAAGUUGAACAAAAUCCCUUUACGGAGACGUCAACUCCAGCUUUCAAAUGUCGUACACUGUCUGAUAAGGAACGACUCAUGAGGGUCUACCAGGAGAAGGAAAAACUGGCCAACGAAUUCAUCGCCAACUGGACGAAACUAUCCGGAAUGACUACAGGAGACUCACAUAUGCGUCAAAAUGAUCAACAGACAUUUGCAACUCACAACAAGUACAAUUCUGAAACAAGAUUACCAAACAGGAAUGCCGAAGUGUCUCCAUGGUCAAGGAUUUCGUCGUUGACUAAUGAGUCCAAACAUGCUCCUACCAUGGCAAAGGCUCAUCCCACUCACCGGCACCGACAGCUGGGCGUAAAGAAGAAACGAUGGGUUUGUGACAUCUGUGGAGUAGUAAACUUUGAAUCUUAUGCCGCAUGCUUUAUUCACGAAAAGAAUUGCACCGGGCCUGCGCGAGACGCGAUUAUUGAAAACAAUCCUAGAGGACAGAACUGGCUAUUGAGCGAGUGA